AUGAUUUUACUUUUUAUUGUAAUUGUCUUCUCCAGCACGACUGUGGCCAUCACCAAAGUCAUGGAAGUGAUUCAGCCAGCCUUCCUAAUUGUGAAAAGACAAGAGGCCGCCCACUUUAUCUGCGAUUACAGCUAUGCUGGGGAUGCAAAGCAAUUCCAAAUAGCUUUACAUAAGCAGACAGGCAAUCAGUCCGUCCAGAUCUGCGCCUCGUCCUUCACGACCGAGUACGAGCCGUCGAGCAGGAAGGAGCCCGUCCACUGUCACAUCCAUCCUAGUCACAGCAGAGUUAAUCUCACUCUUUGGGGACUGGGGCCAGCUGAUGCCGGACUUUAUUUUUGCAAGAUGGAGCGGAUAUAUCCUCCACCCUAUUACUCAGUCAUGGGAAAGGGGACCCAGCUGUAUGUCAUUGAGCCGACACCCUGUGUAGACCUCCACCUUUACCUUUGGAUCGCAGCAGCGGUAGCUUCUGGAUUGCUUGUUUACAGCAUUUUAAUCACAGUUUUCCUUUUGAGUAAGGCAGUGGUUGGGGGCUGA
This is a messenger RNA of Euleptes europaea (tarantolino), 534 nucleotides long. It is a transcript of the gene CTLA4, whose product is annotated as cytotoxic T-lymphocyte associated protein 4. The coding region runs from base 1 to 534 and encodes 177 amino acids. Lineage: Eukaryota; Metazoa; Chordata; Lepidosauria; Squamata; Sphaerodactylidae. The transcript is spliced from 4 exons. Gene Ontology annotation, biological process: negative regulation of regulatory T cell differentiation; T cell receptor signaling pathway; B cell receptor signaling pathway. Gene Ontology annotation, cellular component: external side of plasma membrane; membrane. The record is from RefSeq and is a predicted model, not a curated record.